Messenger RNA from Aphis gossypii (cotton aphid), 1479 nucleotides. RefSeq lists its product as uncharacterized. The record is from RefSeq and is a predicted model, not a curated record. The transcript has 9 exons. The coding region runs from base 1 to 1413 and encodes 470 amino acids. NCBI's taxonomy places the organism in Eukaryota, Metazoa, Arthropoda, Insecta, Hemiptera, Aphididae.
AUGGGAUUAGAACCAGGAGCUCCAAUAGUACUUGGCAAUCGAGAGCAUACGCAUCAUCCACGUUCAUUAGACGUAAGACUUUUUCUGAAUACAUUGCGAGAACGAGGUGGUAGAGAAAAUGCUACUCCAGCUCAAAUUUAUAAUGAAGUAGCACCACAAAAUGUAAGAGCAGCAGUUGUUGUUGGUAGACCAGUCGCCAUUCGGACUAUAGCCCGGGCUAGAAGGAGAUUGAGUCCCCCAAUCCCUGAACAUCUUCAACAAUGGGCAGAUAUUUUAAAUCAGCCAGAGUGGCGUCAACGAUUGCUGUGGUGCAAUGGAACCAACAAUCGUUUUUUUCAAGGACAGCUUAACAUUUUGGACAGAGAAGUUCCUAGAUUUGACGGACUUGUCUUUGCUAAUGAGGCAUUUUUACGUUCCAACAAUGUACAUCUAUCAACCGUCCGUACCAUUUGCAUAGAUGGUACAUAUCAAGUGCGCCCCAAUCAUCCUGCUGACAUAGCACAACUGAUAACCGUACAAGUUGUGUUAAAUAAUGUUGCGAUUCCGAUAGUCCAUGGAUUGCUGGUAGAUUCUACAACUGAAUCCUACUGUAGACUUCUGCAAUUCAUACGUAAUGAUUUACAACUUCAUUUUGAGUACCAACAUUUGAGGAUCAUUACAGACUUUGAGCAAGGAUUAAGGAAUGCAGUCAUGAUGGUGAUGCCUGAAAGUACAAAUACAGGUUGUUGGUUUCAUUACAUCAGAAGUAUAAUUCGAUUUGUCCGAUCACACAAUAUGGCAAGAUUGUGUAAUACUAAUGCAAAUGCUCGGAGAAUAGUAAGAAUGUUGAUGGCUUUACCACAUUUACCAUCUGAUAUGGAAGAAUACUAUGGGAACCAGUUUUCCAUAAAUCUGGGCUUCUUGAACAUUCAAAAUUUGGUAAAUCAGUACAAUUUAAACGUUGAGUUGAAUGCAUUAAUUGUAUAUUUCCAACAUUAUUGGAUGGACAUUGUGGGCCCGCAAAGAUUUUCAGUAUGUAGACUGCGGCAUAGAACCAAUAAUUUUAUAGAGUCAUACCACGCUUCUCUUUUGCGCCGUAUGGGACAACAUCCGCCUCUAUAUGUAUUCUAUGACCAUUUGAGAGGUAUAGAACAACAAUCCAGAAUGGAUUUUUCGAGGGCGAUUGAUGGACUACCGGUGAGACGUGUCAAUUCUCAUGUGUAUCCACAGAAUACAAUAACAUUAAACCAUGCGUGGCUACAGGCUGAAAACGGUCAGUAUACAUUGGAGGAAUUCCAGAGAUAUACUGCACAUACACCAGAACAAAUAUUGAUGGUAGAAAUUGGAGAGCCAGUAUUUGUUGAAAAUGAUCUUCAGGACCUAGAUUUAAAUCUAGAAGCUUUGCCACCAUCAUUUCAACAAAUGGGUUAUUAAAUAAUUCCAGAAGAACGCGGACAAAGAAGACGAGGACAAGGUAGAGCUCAUAUUCCUGAAAGUAAA